AGCAGAGCAUAUCCUCUUUCUCUGCUGUAGACAUCUGCCUCGCUGCUGCAGCUCUAUCGGCCAAAACCUCUACAAUCUCAAUGGCGGCAAAUGGCAUCCAGCAACCGUUGCUACACGGCGUCGGCGAUACAGCUGCCGCUGGUGACAUUCAACAGAAGCAGCGGAAUGGGGUCAAGAGGUUCCGGCGCUGCCGGACGGCGCCAUCCUCGGACCCUGCGGCGUCGGAAGAUCCUGGUCCUCCUGCUCCUCCUUCCCCCGACAACGCCGACAAGACCGCGAGCGCCAAGAAAGUGUUCGAGAGUGGCCGCCCGAGCUUCCGCCUCGUGGGUCUCCUCCUCCUGGCCUACCUCCUCGCCGGCACCGCCGCCUUCUACCUCGCCAUGGACCACAUGUCCGGGCACCACAGCGGCAGCCGCACGCUCGACGCCCUCUACUUCUGCGUCGUCACCAUGACCACCGUCGGCUACGGGGACCUCGUCCCGUCCAGCGACGCCGCCAAGCUCCUCGCCAGCGCCUUCGCCUUCGCCGGCGUCGCCGUCGUCGGCACCUUCCUCAGCAAGUCCGCCGACUACCUGGUCGAGAAGCAGGAGUCGCUCCUCUUCCGCGCCGUGCACGCCAACGCCGCCUACCCGGCCCGGGCGCGUCUCCGCGCCACGGAGGCGGCGAACAGGACGCGGUACAAGCUCUACGCCUCCGCGGUGCUGCUGGCCGCCUCGGUGGCUUCCGGGACGCUGUUCCUGUGGAAGGUGGAGGGGAUGCGGCCCGUGGACGCCUUCUACUGCGUGUGCUCCACGGUGACGACGCUGGGGUACGGCGACCGGAGCUUCACGUCCCGGGCCGGGCGCGCGUUCGCGGUGGUGUGGGUGACGGUGAGCACGGUGGUGGUGGCGCUCUUCUUCCUGUACGUGGCGGAGCUGUACGCGGAGCGGCGGCAGAGGCAGCUCGCGCGGUGGGUGGUCACGCGGCGGACGACGAGCGCGGACCUGGAGGCGGCCGACAUGGACGGGGACCAGCGCGUCGGGGCGGCGGACUUCGUGCUGUAUAAGCUCAAGGAGCUCGGGAAGAUUAGCCAGGAGGAUAUCGCCGAGUUCCUAGAGGAGUUCCACAGGCUCGACGCCGACCACUCUGGCACGCUCUCCCCAUCCGACCUCGCCGCCGCGCAGCCCACGGCCUGAUAGAUGAUUUUAUUGACUUUGUGGUUAGCUAAUACGACUGGUUUGUACAAAAUGUUUGUG
This is a messenger RNA of Lolium rigidum, 1235 nucleotides long. RefSeq names its product two pore potassium channel b-like. Gene Ontology annotation, cellular component: plant-type vacuole membrane. NCBI's taxonomy places the organism in Eukaryota, Viridiplantae, Streptophyta, Magnoliopsida, Poales, Poaceae. The coding region runs from base 81 to 1175 and encodes 364 amino acids. Gene Ontology annotation, biological process: potassium ion transmembrane transport; stabilization of membrane potential. Gene Ontology annotation, molecular function: potassium ion leak channel activity; calcium ion binding. The record is from RefSeq and is a predicted model, not a curated record. The transcript has a single exon.